AUGGAUGAAGGCCGUGAAGGAGCUCCGAAAAAAAUAGAUGUGGAUAUUGCAGACAAGCCAGAUAUUUCAGUUAUGGAGGCGGGUCCAUUGACACAUGAUGUCCUUUAUGAUCAAGAGCGCCACCGAUCCGCGAAGAUAGACGCUAGGGAGGCCCCGAGUAUUACUGUUGUUGAUCAUACCCGUGCAUACUCUAGCUGGGAGUUGAUGGAUCCACAGAUACAGCAUUAUGUGCGUCAAGUCGGCUUUUUUGAAUGUUCACAACUUAAAUGGGUAAGACAUGAUUGGGCACUUUUGACGGCAUUGGUUGAACGAUGGAGGCCUGAGACAAAUACUUUCCAUCUGCGCCAAGGAGAGGCGACGAUUACCUUGCAGGAUGUUGGAGUUAUACUUGGCCUCAGAGUAGAUGGUGAGGCAAUGACGGGCACCGAUGACUUCAACUAUGUCAGGGCGUGUGAAGAAUUGUUCGGUCACUGUCCUACAAUGAAGGGGGGAAAGAUCAAGCUCGAAUGGUUAAGGAAUAACUUUAUGAAUGUACCGAUCGAUGCGACUGAUGAGAUCAUUAAGAGCUAUGCCCGUGCAUAUAUUUUACAUAUGAUCGCGACUGAUGAGAUCAUUAAGAGCUAUGCCCGUGCAUAUAUUUUACAUAUGAUCGGUACUAUUCUGUUUUCGGAUUCCACUAUGGAUUCCGUGCACAUGAGAUGGUUACCGCUUCUUGGGAACCUAUCGGAGUGUGGAGAGUUAUUUUGGGGGAGUGCAGUAUUAGCCUACUUGUAUAGAGAGAUGACGAAAAUAGCACUCGUACAAAACAAAGAAUUGAAGGGCUACCUCACUUUGCUGCAGAUAUGGUCAUGGGAGCGAUUGCAUUUGGGAACACCUGAUUUGAGGGAGGCCCGUGCUCUCGAUGGCCAUAUUCCGUUAGGCUGCAGAUAUUAUUAA
This is a messenger RNA of Asparagus officinalis (garden asparagus), 936 nucleotides long. Its product is annotated as serine/threonine-protein phosphatase 7 long form homolog. Gene Ontology annotation, biological process: meristem development; meristem maintenance. Lineage: Eukaryota; Viridiplantae; Streptophyta; Magnoliopsida; Asparagales; Asparagaceae. The coding region runs from base 1 to 936 and encodes 311 amino acids. The transcript has 3 exons. The record is from RefSeq and is a predicted model, not a curated record.